This is a messenger RNA of Diabrotica balteata, 1883 nucleotides long. The record is from the annotation of a GenBank genome assembly. NCBI's taxonomy places the organism in Eukaryota, Metazoa, Arthropoda, Insecta, Coleoptera, Chrysomelidae.
CUCGGAGACUCGCAGAGGUGCCCCACGGUUGUCAAUAAACAACUGACAGAAGCGUUUCUAUGCGAUUUAAUCGAGGUUUGGAAUUUGAAGUGACGAUUUUUGGGGCGAUCGCUCCUUUGGAAUAUGGAGCCUUGGCGCAGUUAUGCAACUAUUUGCAGGUUGUGCUUGCAGAAAGACGGCUUUAUGCUAGGCAUAUUUAAUCACAUACAAGGCAAGGACAGGAGCAUUUACAAGAAGAUUAUUGAUUGCACGGCACUCCAGAUAUCCAGUGGAGAUGGUUUACCCAACGUAAUUUGCCACAGAUGCCUCUACAAGAUAGAAUUUUGUCUGGAAUUCCGUCAACUUUGUUUCAUGUCUGACGCUACUCUGCGCCAAUUGACGGGUACAGCUAAAGAAAAUGGAUCUGAUGCUGUUAACGGAAAUACGCAUUUGCCGAUAUAUGAACAACUGGGAGGUGACGAAAACGUAGUUAUGGUAGUGGAUCCACAAGCCUACGACUACGAAUCCGACUUCGAGUCGGAUAAGGACGUCGUCCCGAGCGAUGUAGAAAACGGAGAAUCGAACGACGUCGAACCUGAACCGGAGCCCGAAGGAAGAGGUGUGAUAAUGUGCAAAUACUGCGAUCACGCCUUUACGGAUAGCUCUGAGUGCGUAAAUCACGAAGCCAGCGUUCACAAUACCGAUACUCCGUACAGCUGUGGCAGCUGUUUAAUGAGUUUUGCUGAUAGAGCAGUGUAUUCGGCGCACCUGAAGAGCGUACACAAGAACGACAAACCUUAUAAUUGCCCUCAGUGUAACAGAACGUUUGCUAGGCGUUCAGACCUCCGCAAACACACCAUAGUCCACACCGGCGUAAAACCCUUCACCUGUCCCAUCUGCUUCAAAUCCUUCUCGAGAAACACCAACCUCUCGAAGCAUAUGCGAAUACAUUCCGGAACGAAGCCGUUCGUUUGUCCAAAAUGCCCCAAAACGUUCACCUCGAAGGCCGAUUUGUCCAGGCACGCCAUUAUCCACAACGGGCAACGACCGUUCAGCUGCAAUUAUUGCCAUUUGAGUUUCGGACGCAAGGACAAGCUGCAGAGGCACGAGAAGAAGCAUUUCCCGCAAGAGAAGGAAGACAAGUCGAGGGAGUUGCAGAUUAUGAGGGAGAAUUUGUCGAUUUUUACUAGUGAUCAGAAAGAAGAGGAGAAACAAGAAGGUUCAUCUGAAAAUAUGAUUAUAGACCUGGACCCAUUCAGUCAUAAUGACUACACCUCCGAGACCACUCCGCAAAGAGGAGAGAUGUCGGAGCUUGAUCCACCCGCCGAAAUCGACGAUGAUAGAGACGAUAGUUCCUAUACGGGGAGCAAGAAUACUUCAAAACCGGACAAGCCAUUUAGGUGUUUGCAAUGCCCAAAAAGCUUCUCCAAAGCAGAAAAUUUAUUAUCUCAUCAAGCCAUACAUUCUGGGAAUAGACCGUUCGGUUGUCAUAUUUGCAAUAAGUCGUUCAUACGCAAAAGGGAAUUGGACAGGCACAUAGCGACGCAUUCAGGAAUGAAGCCUUUCAAAUGUCCCAGGUGUACGAAGAGCUUUGGUCGAAAAGACAAGAUGAUGCGGCACAUGCGCAUCCAUGACGUCAACAAGACCUUCACGUGCGGAGUGUGUUAUCACACGUUCAAUAGAAGAGAUAGUCUUCACCAGCAUAUGAGGGCGCAUCACGCUACCAAAGAGACUGUAGAGACUGGUAAUGGACUGGAAUGAUACGUUAUGUAUUUAUAUUAUAGUGGUUAUAUGAUUGAUUGGAUCUAGGAUUUCCUGUUGCCUUGUAUCACUUUUAUAGUGUUGCUAUUUUUAUUGUCAACUCAUGUUGUAUUUUGUAUUAAUUAUAAAAUAAUGUUGAUGUU